Molecule: messenger RNA, 884 nt
Organism: Lottia gigantea (owl limpet)
Lineage: Eukaryota; Metazoa; Mollusca; Gastropoda; Lottiidae
Exons: 5
Coding region: 10-666 (218 amino acids)
Biological process (GO): COPII vesicle coat assembly
Molecular function (GO): calcium ion binding
Source: RefSeq, a predicted model, not a curated record
GAAUUCAAAAUGGCGUACAAUUAUGGACCCCCACAAGGCGGUUACCCUGGACAACCAGGUGGUUACCCUCAACAAGGUGGUUACCCAGGUCAGGGCUACCCUCCUCAGCAAGGUGGUGGCGCUGGUGGAUUUGCACCCCCAACAAUGGGAGCACCUGUUGAUCCUCAAAUAGCAGCCUGGUUUCAAGCUGUGGACCAGGAUAGGUCAGGAAAAAUAACAGUGUUUGAAUUACAGAGAGCCUUAACUAAUGCUAACUAUUCUCAGUUUAAUGCUGAAACUUGUCGUCUUAUGAUUGGCAUGUUUGAUAGAGAUAUGAGUGGUACUAUAGAUAUCAAUGAGUUCCAGGCUCUGUAUAAAUAUAUUGACCAAUGGAAGGGAGUCUUUGAAAGAUUUGAUGGCAAUAGAUCAGGCUUUAUUGAUUGUAAUGAACUUAGGAAUGCCUAUGCUUCAAUGGGGUACAACCUUUCCCCGCAGUUUGCUCAGAUGGUUACUUAUAAAUUUGAUAUACAGGCACGACGAGCGUUAACACUAGACAUGUUUAUCCAGUCUUGUGUCAUGUUAAAAGGGUUAACAGAUUCCUUCAAACAACGGGAUCCCCAGAUGAGAGGUCAGAUAACGUUGGGGUACGAAGAUUUCAUGACCAUGGCUGUCUUUAACAAAGCUUAAUUUUAUAUCAUUUCUUUUUCUAUUAGCAACAUAGGGAUAUAUCCAAUCUAUGAAUGUAGAAAUGUCAAGACACAAUUUUUUUUGUAUUAUUGCUUGGGCCUUAUUCUUGAAAACUUAACUAACGAUCGAUUAAGUAUUCCAGUCAUCUGAUUGGUCAAUUACUAAAUUUAUUUUCAUUUAGUUUUAUUAUCCAAUCAGAUUAUUGAAUUUAUUUUAGU